Molecule: messenger RNA, 1963 nt
Organism: Abrus precatorius (Indian licorice)
Lineage: Eukaryota; Viridiplantae; Streptophyta; Magnoliopsida; Fabales; Fabaceae
Product: U-box domain-containing protein 8-like
Exons: 1
Coding region: 138-1229 (363 amino acids)
Biological process (GO): protein ubiquitination
Cellular component (GO): cytoplasm; nucleus
Molecular function (GO): protein binding; ubiquitin-protein transferase activity
Source: RefSeq, a predicted model, not a curated record
GGUCCCAAGAAGCAGAAGAGGAAGCAAAGGCAAUGGGAUGGGGAGGGCAUGGACAUGUCCCAUAGAAAAUUAGCAUUACAUAAACCUCGUAAGUGGUAACCAAUAACGUAAAUCCUCUCACUCACCAUUCAAAGGCAAUGGCAGCUGAACUAACGGAGGAGCACUUCAAGUGUCCAAUUUCACUACAAGUAAUGUCGGACCCUGUUGUCCUCUCUUCCGGUCACACCUUCGACCGUUCUUCCAUUCAAAGAUGGCUCGACGCAGGUCACAGAACCUGCCCAAUUACCAAACUGCCCCUCCCCGACCAUGCCUCUGCCUCCCUCAUCCCCAACCACGCACUCCGAAGCUUGAUUUCCAAUUAUGCCCCUAUCUCCCCUCAAAACUCCAAUAAUCCACACCCCCACACCCUCACUUCCCCCUCCUCCUCCCUCCCCUCCAAUGUCCACGCGCUCCGCCACCUCACGCGCCUUUCACCCCGCGACUCCCUCAUCCGCCGCCCUCUCUCUGACUCCGCCCUGGUCCCCGCCCUUCUCACCUGCGUUCACUCCCCCGACGACUCCCUCCGCGAGAAGGCCCUCUCCCUCCUCCUCAAUCUCAGCCUCGACGACGACAACAAAGUAGGCCUCGUCGCCGAGGGCGUCAUCCCACGCCUCCUCCCCGUCCUCACCGCCGCCUCCUCCGAUUGCCGCGCCCUUGCCGCCACCCUCCUCACCAGCCUCGCCGUCGUGGAGGUCAACAAGGCCACCAUCGGAGCGUACCCGUGUGCCAUUCAAACUCUCGUGUCCCUAGUUCGGGACGGUGAAGGGAGAGAGAAGAAAGAAGCUGCCACCGCGCUUUACGCUCUCUGUUCUUUCUCCGAUAACCGGAGAAGAGCGGUGGAGUGCGGGGCCGUUCCCGUUUUGCUUCGGAGUGCGGAUUCUGGGCUCGAAAGGAGUGUGGAAGUUAUUGGGGUUUUGGCUAAGUGUAAGGAAGGGAGGGAGCAGAUGGAGAGGUUUCGUGGGUGUGUGCAGAUUCUGGCUCGGGUUUUGAGGAAUGGAAGCUCCAGGGGGGUUCAGUAUGCUCUCAUGGCUCUCUAUUCCCUCUGUUGUAACAGUGAUGAAACUGUUCUUGAGGCUUUGGAAGCAGGGGUUUUGGAGACUUGUCUCGGGUUGGUGCAGGAUCAUAAUGAGAAAGUGAGAAGGAAUUGCUACUGUUUGAUUCAGCUUCUCCGUGGCAACAAGCUGAGUUAAUGGGAUGGAUUUUUAAUGGAAAAGGAAAAGGGUCACCUUUGAUGACAAGAUUUGUUGUUCAGUGUCCUCCUUGGAGGUUAGUUUUUGUUUAAUUUUGUUUAUUGAAAUUCUAUAUUGUUGGGUACCUACCUCCUGUACAAAAUGAAAGAUCAUUUUUUUUUUGUGGUUGUCAUAGCUCAUAGGGUUCUUUUGUAUGUUGUACAUUCUAAAUAAAUUGUUGAUGGGCUAGCUCUCUCUUGUAACCUAUUACUGUAAGAAGAAGGUUUUUGGUUCAUCUUUUGGAAAUUGGAAUGUAAUGAUUCCUCUCUGACAAUUUCUCUUGGGAUCCAAGCAAUUCAACAAUGCUGCAUUGACACUUUUAACAUCUUACUGGCAUUUUGUCUUCCAGUAUUGUCACAUGUGUGUAGGUAAUAAUACCUUAAUGAAGCAACUUUUGGAUGGAAUUUUAGCUGCCAUGUGUGUGUAAACCAGGUAAGAAGUUCUCUCGCUCAAUGAAAAUUUUGUCCAAGCUCAAGUUUCUUUGCAAUUUUGUACGAGGAAUCUUUUGAACAAUUGUAAACAAAAAUACCAGAAUUGAAAGUGCUUGCAUAUAGCAGUACGUUAGCAAGUACAAUAAAUACAUCAUUCAUCUGUUGUUCAUCUUCUCUGCCAGUCUUUUCAUAUGAAUUGGGGCUGAGCAUGAAAUGUCGCAGGAGAGUUUUUUAACCCUCUAUUACACUGCCAUUGUAUUUUAC